Adineta steineri is the source of this 622-nucleotide messenger RNA. Lineage: Eukaryota; Metazoa; Rotifera; Eurotatoria; Adinetida; Adinetidae. The record is from the annotation of a GenBank genome assembly.
GUAUCAAUAUGGAAAAGAAGGUGAAAAUGAUCAUGAAGCAAUGGAUACAGAUUUACUUCGAGAUUAUAUUUCAUAUGCACGUAAUUUUGUUAGUCCAAAUUUAACAGAAGCUUCUGGAAAACUUCUUAUUAGUUCAUAUGUUGAAAUGCGUAAAGUUGGUAGUGGUAAAGGACAAAUUUCUGCAUAUCCUCGACAACUAGAAUCAUUAAUUCGUUUGGCUGAAGCUCAUGCUAAAGUUCGACUUUCAGAAAUAGUCGAUGAACUUGAUGUCGAAGAAGCAAAACGACUUUAUCGUGAAGCAUUAAAACAAGCAGCAGUUGAUCCUAAAACAGGUCGUGUUGAUGUUGCAAUUUUAACAACAGGUAUUAGUGCUGGUGAACGUCGUCUUCGUGCUGAUCUUGCUCAAACACUUAAACGUCAUCUUAAAGAACGUAAAUCAGCACAAAGUGCAGGUGCAAUUAAAAAAGAUAUGUUAUUCAAUGAAAUGCGUGAACGAAAUGAUGAACGUAUUACACGUGAUAUGUUUGAUGAUGCUAUUCGAGCAUUAGAAGAAGAAAAUUUUCUUGUUGCAACAGCUCAUACAAUUCGUAUUGUUACUUUAGGUGAAUCAAAUUUUGAUUAA